AAUGAAAAAAUAACGCUUAUCGCAAAAGCCAAAGAUCAUGCGAGACGAGCAAUUACGAUGCAGUAAACAAACAUUUUAUAUAAACGAUGGGAGAAAUCUGAUUUAUACAUAAUUUGGAUGUAUAACAUUCUUUGCUUUUGAAGUUGCUUUUCAUUCGAAUAUGUUUUGGAAAAUAAUUCUUUUAUGCGCCGAUGGGAGAAAUCUGAUUUAUACAUAAUUUGGAUGUAUAACAUUCUUUGCUUUUGAAGUUGCUUUUCAUUCGAAUAUGUUUUGGAAAAUAAUUCUUUUAUGCGCCUUCGCCGGGCAGAUCAUUAAUGCGGAGAAUGAUCUUGCAACUACGUCCGUUGAACAACAGAUUCAAGAUGACAUAUUCAGAAUUCUACACACGCAAACAAAAGCUUUAUGGAGUGGAACACCCUCAGAUCAAAACAUCCAGUUCCCUCCACUAUCAUUGGAAGCUGGCUUGCAAAUGGUACAGAUGAAGCUUUACUACGAAAGUCUUGUAGGAGUAUUUUAUUCUAAAAACGAUUUUUUGAAAAAAGCAUACGCAUUGGCGGGUAUACUCGAUAAAAUGUCUUUAACGACCAAUGCCAAGCUGAAAUUCGUGAAUUCUGUAUUUUACGAUCAAAGCAAAACAUCGAAGCAGCUUUUGAAUGACUUGAAAACUUACUAUCACGCUGAAUCCUACGAAGUAUCGUUCAAUUCGGAAGCAGCCAUUUUGGCCAUAGUGAACGAAUGGCUGAAUAAUGUUACAAAAGGACGAUCACCUAAAGUAGAGAGCUUCCCUCUCGUCACAGGAAUGAAUAACCUACAGAGUUCCUUAAUAAGUUACACAAGUUGUUGGGAUACGCCGAAAAUCUGGACCAACUUCAUCAAAUUAUUGAAAUUCAAAAACUCGAAAGGCGAAUUCGAAAUCGAAACGUUCAACGCUAAAGAGACAAUCGGUUAUUACAACAAUGCCGAACAAAAAUACGAAGCCAUCAGAUUACCUUUCAGAAAAGGCGAAUUUGCCAUGAUCGUGGUGUUACCUAACCAAGAUCAGUCGUUAGAAUCGAUCGUCAAAUUAACCGCGAACGAUCAUCAACAAAUUUUGCAACGUGUUAGCGAAAAUUACGAAAAUAUCGAUUACGCGAUCCCGUUCAUGAAUUUGACGCAGAUGACGGUAAAUGAAAAUGGUACAGCUAUAAAUGGCGACGAUGCGAUUACUUGCAACUGGCCGACGGCGACUCAAGAAACCCAGGAAAUUAAUAACAUCAAUUUUAAACCGUUCUACGUGAACAGACCAUUCGCUGUGUAUGUUUACGAUGAAAAAACUAAAUUCGUUGUGAUGUACGGUUUGGUAAAUAACCCGGCUUUAGGCACGAUGAAAUUUCGUUCGUUACAGCUUCAAGUGAGAAUAACGAACGAUAAAACUGAUCUUCAAUUCGAGCGUUAAGUUUAAUCUAUUGGUACCUAUGUUAGCUGCGUGUAAAUAGGAUAGACUAUCAUGGAUAAAAAUACCAAUGUACGCAGAAAAUUGAUUAAAUGUAUUUUGUAUUGAACUCGGAAUAAAAAUUCUGUCACGAGGUA
Molecule: messenger RNA, 1569 nt
Organism: Planococcus citri (citrus mealybug)
Lineage: Eukaryota; Metazoa; Arthropoda; Insecta; Hemiptera; Pseudococcidae
Product: serine protease inhibitor 2-like
Exons: 7
Coding region: 266-1435 (389 amino acids)
Molecular function (GO): serine-type endopeptidase inhibitor activity
Source: RefSeq, a predicted model, not a curated record